AUGGGUGACGAAAGGUUCAUUGACUUCCAAUUCCAAGAUUUGAAUUCAAGCCUCAGACCCAGGUUGGGCAAUGCUACUGCCAAUAAUACUUGUAUUGUUGAUGAUUCCUUCAAGUAUAAUCUGAAUGGUGCUGUCUACAGUGUUGUAUUCAUUCUGGGUCUGAUAACCAACAGUGCCUCUCUGUUUGUCUUCUGCUUCCGCAUGAAAAUGAGAAGCGAGACAGCUAUUUUUAUCACUAAUCUGGCCCUCUCCGAUUUGCUCUUUGUCUGCACUCUACCUUUCAAAAUAUUUUACAAUUUCAAUCGCCACUGGCCUUUCGGUGACACUCUCUGCAAGAUCUCUGGGACUGCAUUCCUUACCAACAUCUAUGGGAGCAUGCUCUUCCUCACCUGUAUUAGCGUGGAUCGUUUCCUGGCCAUUGUUUAUCCCUUCAGAUCUCGUACCAUUAGGACCAGGAGGAAUUCUGCCAUUGUGUGUGCUGGAGUCUGGAUCCUGGUCCUCAGUGGUGGUAUUUCAGCCUCCUUGUUCUCAACCACUAAUGUCAACAAUACUACCACAACCUGCUUUGAGGGCUUCUCCAAACGUGUUUGGAAGACGUAUUUGUCCAAGAUCACCAUAUUUAUUGAAGUUGUUGGCUUCAUCAUUCCUCUGAUAUUGAAUGUCUCUUGUUCUUCUGUGGUGCUGAGAACCCUCCGCAAGCCUGCUACACUGUCUCAAAUUGGGACCAAUAAGAAAAAAGUACUGAAGAUGAUCACAGUGCAUAUGGCAAUCUUUGUGGUCUGUUUUGUACCCUACAACUCUGUUCUCUUCCUGUAUGCCCUGGUGCGCUCUCAAGCCAUUACCAAUUGCUUUUUGGAAAGAUUUGCUAAAAUUAUGUAUCCAAUCACCUUGUGCCUUGCGACUCUUAACUGUUGCUUUGACCCUUUCAUCUAUUACUUCACCCUUGAGUCCUUUCAGAAGUCCUUCUACAUCAAUACCCAUAUCAGGAUGGAGUCCAUGUUUAAGACUGAAACACCUCUUACCACAAAGCCUUCCCUUCCAGCUAUUCAAGAGGAAGUCAGUGAUCAAACAACAAAUAAUGGUGGUGAGUUAAUGCUAGAAUCCACCUUCUAG
Molecule: messenger RNA, 1113 nt
Organism: Pipistrellus nathusii (Nathusius's pipistrelle)
Lineage: Eukaryota; Metazoa; Chordata; Mammalia; Chiroptera; Vespertilionidae
Source: the annotation of a GenBank genome assembly